Messenger RNA from Mus musculus (house mouse), 1538 nucleotides. It is a transcript of the gene Calca, whose product is annotated as calcitonin/calcitonin-related polypeptide, alpha. The record is from RefSeq and is a predicted model, not a curated record. Lineage: Eukaryota; Metazoa; Chordata; Mammalia; Rodentia; Muridae. The transcript has 5 exons. Bases 705 to 1091 code for a protein of 128 amino acids. Gene Ontology annotation, cellular component: extracellular region. Gene Ontology annotation, molecular function: hormone activity.
UUUUCAUUUUUCAUUUUACCUGUGGCCACAUAACCCCAAAUGAGGCAGCUGCCACAAGCCUCGGGUCUAACUGAGUCCUUGUGUGCAGUACCAACACCUCUGACUAUCUGCCUAAACCUGUGUGCCACGCUGCCAGAACUAGCCUUGCAGAUCAAGAAUUCAUCCCUCAGGUGCACUAAACUAUUCUAGAUUAGGCACGGACUUAGGUGGGGGUGGGGGUACGAUUAGAAUCAGACAUGCAGCAAGGAGUGCUUGAGAUACUGGACUCUACUCUCCAAGAUUCUGAGAUUGGAGUCAGGAAUAUUCAAAGUCAAGAAGGAAAGAAGAGAUGAAAUUUAUCUUGAUGUCAAAAGGCCCUCCAAAUUCCCGCUAAUUUUAAGGGUGGCUCUCACUGAUCCGUAUCAUCUCCCCCACUUCCACCAAUGACCUCAAUUUAAAUUCAAAUGGUGUCAUCUUGCUAGAUGCUCUGAGUUCUGGAAGCACAGAGGUGACGCAAUCUGUCUGGGGCAUGGGGCCCUUCCACCUAUUGGCUGCCUGGAGCCCCGAGACCCCUCCCGACUCACCACGGCGGGAAUAAGAGCAGCUGCAGGCGCUGGGAGGCACAGGAGCCACUGCCAGGAUCAAGAGUCACCGCUUCGCAAGCACUGCCUGGCUCCAUCAGGAUCCCCGCAGGCUCAGCUCCAAGGCACCGCUCACCAGGCAUCAUGGGCUUCCUGAAGUUCUCCCCUUUCCUGGUUGUCAGCAUCUUGCUCCUGUACCAGGCAUGCAGCCUCCAGGCAGUGCCUUUGAGGUCAAUCUUGGAAAGCAGCCCAGGCAUGGCCACUCUCAGUGAAGAAGAAGUUCGCCUGCUGGCUGCACUGGUGCAGGACUAUAUGCAGAUGAAAGCCAGGGAGCUGGAGCAGGAGGAAGAGCAGGAGGCUGAGGGCUCUAGUGUCACUGCUCAGAAGAGAUCCUGCAACACUGCCACCUGUGUGACCCAUCGGCUGGCAGGUCUGCUGAGCAGAUCAGGAGGUGUGGUGAAGGACAACUUUGUUCCCACCAAUGUGGGCUCUGAAGCCUUCGGCCGCCGCCGCAGGGACCUUCAGGCCUGAACAGAUAACAGCCCCAGAAUGAAGGUUACACAAUAAAGAUAAACUCUAAUUCUAUUCAUGUAUAAUUAAAGUUAUGUAUAAGAAAGGCUGAUGAAAGACACAUAUAUUUGCAUCCUUCUUAGUAUUGAAAAACCCUUCUCCCUUUGACAGGAGCUAAAGCUAAGUGCAGAAUAAGUUGCCUAUUGUGCAUCGUGUUGUAUGUGACUCUGUAUCCAAUAAACAUGACAGCAUGGUUCUGGCUUAUCUGGUAGCAAAUAUGGUCCCCAUAAACCAUCCUGUUGAUGUUGAUGACUCUGCUAAACCUCAAGGGGAUAUGAAACACUGCCUCUUGCUCUUCUGGGGACACAUGGUAAUGUUGUGACUCAAUGGAACCAUAUGCUUAAAGAACUCUUAAUAUUGUCACUUGUGAAUGUAAUCAAAAUUAAAAACAAAUGUAUUUUCAAUAUC